Dryobates pubescens (Downy woodpecker) is the source of this 3705-nucleotide messenger RNA. RefSeq lists its product as uncharacterized. The transcript is spliced from 21 exons. Bases 1 to 3705 code for a protein of 1234 amino acids. The record is from RefSeq and is a predicted model, not a curated record. Lineage: Eukaryota; Metazoa; Chordata; Aves; Piciformes; Picidae.
AUGUUCAGUCGCUUCCCCUGUUUCGUGGCUCACGCUCUCGCGAGCAAUGAGAACCGCACUACUGAGGGUCCACACUCGCUUGGGGAAUCCGAGCUGCCGGUUCCCCUCUCACACUCACACAGUCACUGCAACUCCAGGAUCCCUGACCCAGACCGAACGGUUCCCGCAAUUACUCACGCAUCCCGCGUCUUCGUCCGGACCUUUGUGCACAAAGUUUAUAGGGUCUGCCGGCUUCCCUUUGCUCCUAGCCACAAUUCUAUCAGCCACACUCUGGAAAUUACGCCAAUUUUCACGGGCCCAGUCAAGUACCUGUACAGAUGGGCGGGCACCCCUCCUGCUGUUCCCCCACAAGCUCAGGUCCAGCUCCACGAGAGCCUCCUGGGCUGCACCCCGGUGACUGACAGUGAGCUGGACACUGGUGUCCACCCAGCAGGACUUUUGGCCACCUGGGAGCAGAAGCCUCAGAGGACUUUGCUUCCCUUUCUCCAGGAGAAGGUCCAAGGUCACUUCUGGAGGGUGGAGAUGACCAGCCAGGAGAACCUCACCCAUGCAGAUGACCACAUCAGAGAAGGCCCAGGACCUUCCACCAGCUGCCAGACCAACCCCUACCUCUUUGGUGGACCUCAACCAGCCCAAGCCACCAUGACCCUGGAGUUUGUGGCUGUCCUCUCCAAAGCUCCCAGCCUGGAGGCAGGCUCCGAGAUCUGUGUUGUCAUCUACAAGGGACCUGGGACCUGCCAGGAGUUUGCCAGGAUGAAGGAGAAAAAAGACAAAGUGAUGCUGGGCAGCGCCAGGAUCCCCUUGGCCCAGCUGCAAGGGCCUCCCAUCCUCUACAGAUAUGCCAUCAUCAACCUCCGGGAGCUCCACGGCCAGCAGAGAAGCUGCCAGCUGGAGGAACUGUCUGGAGACAACCUGAACCCUCAGGAGAACCUCAAGAGCAGGAGAGGUCCUUUCUAUCGUGUCAUGGCAGUACCCCCAGAGGAGAUCAAAGCAGAUGGAACCUGGACCUUCUUUGAGCACAUUGAGUGCAGCUUCACCAGCAGCAGCUUCGGCUCACGUUACAAGGCCCAGAUGGAGCAUCUGGAGCGUGAGCUCUUGGCUCGCCCCAUCUCCUGGAGCUCCCUUGAGGAGAUGGAGAGGAGACUUGAGGGCUUCAGGGCCAGCACCAGGAUCUGUCUCUGGGACAUGGACAGAGGAGAAAAAAAUGAGUUCUACGACAACAUGGAGGAGGUGAGGAACAGUAUCAGGAACUUCCUACAAGGGAUCAUCAAGUGUCCCAAGUGGAAGGAGCAAGAACUUCUCAAGAUCCUGUUUGCUUUCCACAUCUCCAUUGGCUUUGAGAUCAGCCUCUCACCAGCCUCCAUCACUGAGGCUGAAGAUGACCUCCAGGCCCUCAGCUUUACUGAGGACAAAUAUAAGGCACUGAGAGAAAAAAGCAAGUACUUUCCAGCUCUGAAGAAGAUGUGUCACAGCACCACUCAGGGCACCUUGUGGAUCUGGUUGGUCCCACUGCUCUAUGCCAUGAAGGAGGAGCCAGGAGAGGACCCCCUUCCCCUAAGACACCUUCCACAGCAAGUCUUCAUCUACCUCAGGCAAGACAAAGAGAAGCAAAGAAAAAUCCAGAAGAUGAUAGUUGCUCACAAGACCUUGAUUGAAAGAUGCCCUCCACUGGCUGAGAAGGUGCUGCUGAUGGUCAGCAUGAAGAAACUUUCCAAGGGUGCUUUGCCUGGCACUCUCCUUCCACUCAAACUCCUCCUGGAGGCCUUGCACACACACAUCAUAGACAGCAAAGCAGGCUCCUUGCAAGUGACUGAGAAGCAUUUGAACCUGGCUUUGGAGAACAUUGUCUCCAGGAUGGACACCUGGCUGCAGAGCUUGUGCUCAUCGAGGUCUCCAAAGCCACCAAUGAGUCCCACGAUGGAGGAUGAGAUCUUGCAGUGUCUGAACUUGAUCCACCUCUUGCUGAUACAAUUCUUGAAGGACCAGAGGUCCUUCCACACCAUCAAGACCAUGCUGAAGAUGCUUGAGCUAUUUAAUGGCCAAGAGGACAUCCUGCCAGCCAGUAAGAAGUUCCAGGAGCAUAACAGAGGAGAAAGCUUCUCCCAGCUGUCCUACAUCACCAAGCCAUGGCUUGAGAAGUCCUUCCAGAAGAUGCCCACGGAGAAGAAAGCCUUCCUGAACAACAUUGAUGUGAGUGAGGAGACCCAGAGUCCAACUCUAGCCAACAACCCUUGGUGUGCCUUAAGGUCAGCUCAGGGUUGGACUAUUCCUCCACAGCAAUGGCAGGAGCUGCUUGCGGUGAAGAUUCUCUCCACGGAGUGGACUGGGGAUUGGAAGGUCUUGAUCCUGAAGAUGUUUGAGAGCUGGCUGCAGAAGGUCCCUGAGAAGCACCUGGUAGAGUUCUACCAAGCUUUCCUGAAGGAGGAGAACAAUCAUGACACAGAGCUGGAGCAGUGCUUCACCAGCCACAUCAUCCAGUGGAUCAGAGACCUUGACAAAUCUGAGGAAGCCCUGCUCAAAACCUUCAUCUCCACCUUCUCCAAGACCCAGAAACCAAAGGCAGUCUCAGUACUCUCUGUCCUGGUGGAGAAGAUGUGCUGGGAGGUGAAGAAGCUGAGGAGUGUGGACAGCUUUGAUGACACCACCGGCCCUGUCCUUGCAAACCUGCUCAGCAUCAGGGUCUGUGACCUCAUCUCUGCUGUCCGUGAGUGUCCUCUGGGUGCUCUUCUUGGAGAAGCUCUUGACGAGUGGGAGGUGAUGUGCAGAGUUCAGAUCAGUGACGCCGCCAAGCUCCUCCUGGCGCAGGUGUUCACACUCUCCAGCUUCGUGGGACACUCUCUUCUCCUGGGGGACCUUCCCUGCAGCAUCCUCAGAGAGAUCUUAGAGCAGAAGGAGUCCUUUAGGGACCUGGUGUGCACCUGUGAUCCCUCUUUCUGCAAAUCAAUGACCACAGUGCUAGAGGUCAGGCAACAAGAGUUUGAGCAGCUGGAGGAGCAGAAGCAGCAGAGAUGUUCCUUCCUCCGCCUGUGCCGUGGCAUUGAGGACAUCAUCAAAGUGGACAGAAGUGCCAUGGAGAAAAGCAUCGGGGACAGCGAAAGUUUCAGGGAGCAGAUGGUGGUGCAGAGGUUCUCCAUCGAUGGUAGGAGCGAGAUGGGCUCCCAUGUCCUCUCCAAGUACAGCCAGAUGAUGCAGAAGCUUCCCGUGGUGGAAAGGAGCCAAUGCUUCCUCAGGCUGUGGAAGAUGAGAGCAGAGCAAGGCAAAGCCACAAGCCCUGAAGACCAAGUCUUCUCUGUAGAAGAUGUUCAGGAGAAGAUCUAUAAACCAGCCAUCACCGACUUCCAGAGGACCUACAUGGCCCUCAGAGACUUCUCCAUCACCCUUGGGGAGGUGCAGAGCCAGUUUGAGAAGCUGCUGGGCAUGAAAGAUCAGCUCCUGGAGGAGUUUCUGGUCAUGGAGGAGAGUGAAGGGCAGAAGGGUGGAGAAGCUGCUUGGGUCACAGAGGCAGUGAAGAGGAUUGAGAACUACUUGACCCUCUCCAAGGUGGUGACCACAGCCAAAGUGAUUGAUGCUCUGCGGCAGAAGCUUCAGCUGGAGGGAGACUUCCAGGUUCUCAGUGACCUGACGAGAUACGUACGUAGGAGACACCUUGGGCUCUGGAUUGGCCCUCUUGGAAUCAUGGAAUCACUAAGGAGAUGUUCCUUCUGA